Messenger RNA from Prorocentrum cordatum, 684 nucleotides. NCBI's taxonomy places the organism in Eukaryota, Dinophyceae, Prorocentrales, Prorocentraceae. The record is from the annotation of a GenBank genome assembly.
AUGCGCCUCGGCCCGCUCGUGAUCUACGACGAGGACAACGGCAUCGUGCGCGCAAUGCGCAACAUCCCGGGCGUGGAAACUAUGUGCGUGACCCGGAUGAAUUUGCUGAAGCUUGCGCCAGGUGGCAAUUUCGGCCGCUUCCUCAUUUACACCGAGGGCGCCAUGAAGAAGCUCGACGAGAUGUAUGGCAGCCUGACCACGCCCUCGCAGAAGAAGGGCUACACGAUCCCGCGGGCGCAGAUGGAAAACGCGGACGUGGCGCGCAUUAUCAACAGCACCGAGGUGCAGUCCAUCCUGAAGCCGAAGUUGGACCCCCCAAAAAAGUUUGCCGUCAAGAAGAACCCGCUGGUGAACUCCGCGAUCAUGGCCAAGCUGAACCCUGGGGUGCUGCACAAGCGGGCCCUGAGGGCCAAAAGCCACGAGAAGGGCACCCCAGAACAGGGGCUGGUGCAGGCGAAGAAGAAGGCCCGCCUCGCGGCGGCAAAGUCUCAUAGCAAGGAGUGCAAGAAGGGCGAUUCGACGUACUACAAGACGCUUAUGCAGGCCUUCAUGGACAAGGCACCGUGGUCUCGGAGAAGAGGAAGACGACGAGGAGGGCGCCGCCGAAGAGGAGGAGUGAGGCGCCGCGCGCGCAGCAGCAGAGGGCUCAGCCCCGCGGAUGGCAGAGGCAGCGCGGGCGUCUCG